Emys orbicularis (European pond turtle) is the source of this 2106-nucleotide messenger RNA. It is a transcript of the gene ATF2, whose product is annotated as activating transcription factor 2. Gene Ontology annotation, biological process: regulation of transcription by RNA polymerase II. The transcript is spliced from 15 exons. The record is from RefSeq and is a predicted model, not a curated record. Gene Ontology annotation, molecular function: DNA-binding transcription factor activity, RNA polymerase II-specific; cAMP response element binding. The coding region runs from base 421 to 1884 and encodes 487 amino acids. Lineage: Eukaryota; Metazoa; Chordata; Testudines; Emydidae.
UGCCUCGGCCUUGGGGGGAAUGUCAGUGAGUUAUCGCGAGAAGGGACGGAAGCCUGUUGGGGACCUGGCCUUUAAUGUGCGGUUCGACCCGUCUGCCCGGGGGUCCUUUCAAUAGCUAAAACCUCUGACCUACUUGUGGCCCACCAAGAAGACGUUUUAUGUGAGGCAGCACUGGUGUCCAGACAUUCAAAGCAUGAUGGUUAUAUUCUAGGGCUUGAAAAUCUUCCCUGAUGCGAUCCUCUCUUGCCUCAGGAUUAAGUUUGCUAAUUGGAGCUUUCGGCUUGUGUUCUAGGAAUCUGAGAGAAGCUGUUCCAGCCCCUCCAGUUCAUUGCCAUGAAAAGGAGAAUGUGAUUAAACUGCUCACCUUAUGAAAUUUGGCUUACAUGUGAAUCUGCCAGGUAAUACAAAGACCUGUGGAAUAUGAGUGAUGACAAACCCUUUUUAUGCACUGCCCCUGGAUGUGGCCAGCGUUUUACCAACGAGGAUCAUUUGGCUGUCCAUAAACAUAAACAUGAGAUGACACUGAAAUUUGGUCCAGCUCGUAAUGACAGUGUCAUUGUGGCUGAUCAGACACCAACACCAACUAGAUUCUUGAAGAACUGUGAAGAAGUGGGUUUGUUCAAUGAAUUAGCAAGUCCUUUUGAAAAUGAAUUCAAAAAGGCUUCAGAAGAUGACAUUAAAAAAAUGCCUCUAGAUCUAUCUCCUCUUGCAACACCAAUCAUAAGAAAUAAAACUGAAGAGCCUUCAGUUGUGGAGACAACUCAUCAGGAUAGUCCUUUACCUCAUCCAGAGUCCACUACCAGUGAUGAAAAGGAAGUGUCACUUCAGCAGACUGCACAGCCUACAUCAACAAUAGUUCGUCCAGCAUCACUGCAGGUUCCUAAUGUAUUGCUAACAAGUUCUGACUCAAGUGUUAUUAUUCAGCAGGCAAUACCUUCACCAACUUCUAGCACUGUCAUUACCCAGGCUCCAUCCUCCAACAGGCCAAUAGUACCAGUACCAGGUCCUUUCCCUCUGCUGUUACAUCUUCCUAAUGGACAAACUAUGCCUGUUGCUAUUCCUGCCUCAAUCACAAAUUCUAAUGUUCAUGUCCCUGCUGCAGUUCCACUUGUUAGACCUGUCACCAUGGUGCCUAGUAUCCCAGGAAUCCCAGGGCCCUCCUCCCCACAGCCAGUGCAGUCAGAGGCAAAAUUGAGAUUGAAAGCUGCCUUGACCCAGCAGCAUCCUCAGGUCACAAAUGGAGAUACUGCCAAGGGGCAUGCUAGUGGAUUGAUUAGGACUCAGUCAGAGGAAGCCCGACCACAGUCAUUACAACAGCCUGCUACAUCAACUACAGAAACACCGGCUUCCCCAGCUCAGCCCACACCACAAACCCAAAAUACAGGAGGUCGUCGAAGAAGAGCAGCAAAUGAAGACCCUGAUGAGAAAAGAAGAAAGUUUCUAGAGCGAAACCGUGCUGCUGCUUCAAGAUGUCGACAAAAAAGAAAAGUGUGGGUGCAGUCAUUGGAGAAGAAAGCAGAAGACUUGAGCUCAUUAAAUGGUCAAUUACAGAAUGAAGUCACCCUGCUGAGAAAUGAAGUGGCACAGCUGAAACAGCUUCUUCUGGCUCAUAAAGAUUGCCCUGUAACUGCCAUGCAGAAGAAAUCUGGCUAUCAGACUGCAGAUAAAGAUGACAGUUCUGAAGACAUUUCAGUGCCAAAUAGUCCACAUACAGAAGCUAUUCAGCAUAGUUCUGUCAGCACUUCCAAUGGAGUAAGUUCAACCUCCAAGGCAGAAGCCGUAGCCACGUCAGUUCUCACCCAGAUGGCGGACCAGAGUACAGAGCCAGUGCUUUCACAGAUUGUUAUGGCUCCACCUUCCCAGUCACAGCCUUCAGGAAGUUGAUUAAAAACUUGCAUUGCAACAGUUUCUUAGAUAUACAUUUGUGACUUUAAAGGGAAAUCAAGACCAGUCUCCAUCUAAAAAGAUAUGUAGCUUAAAAUUAUUCAUUUUUAAAAUUCAAAUUUAAAUUUGGCUUUAAAGAUUGUCAGAUGGGCAGAUGAAGAGGAGACUGAACAGCAGUUUCUAGUCUCCUUGCAGAAGAUGGAUUUUUUUUUUAAAGUUGAU